AUGGCAAACGACGCGCCUCCUGGGUUACCCUGCCCCCUAUGUUUUGUUCUAGGCCACUUGCGACGCCUCUUUCGAGCCACAAACAUCCCCGUUGUUAUCGACGAGGCUGAAGAGAACUCACAUGAUGAUAUCCACCAAGGGAGAUGCCGUCGAGACCACCCAUCAUCCCUCUUCUCGGCAAAGCAACGACAAGAGGAGCCCAACAAACGGAUCUGCAUCGGUCGAGAGGGACAUAUCAGGCUCUGCGAGCACAGGACGUUUGGCUGGGACGAAUUCGUGCACACUUCUUCGACCACCAAUGCGGACACGAGCAUCACAUGUAACCAUCCAGAUCACUUAGGAGCUUCAAAAAAGCCAGAGGUAGAUUAUCACAGAGAGGAUCGGUGGUCUGGAGACGGCACGGCGUAUAUACAUACUGAAUUCUCGGGCUGUAGUGAACACGAUGGCUGCGUCAUCUUGUCUCACAAUCGCUCGAUACGGCGGCGCAUGUCUACUGCCCAGGCGUUGGAACCUUGCGACUCGCAAUGGUACCAGGCUUUGGAUCCCUCGUCUCACAAUCUAGUCGAAGACAUCGAGUUCAAGAACGUGACGUGGUGCGAGGACGCGAGGUGUCGGAAUUUCUACAGGUUUCGGGACCAUGCCAGCGUGGGCACCUCGACAAGUUGA
Messenger RNA from Colletotrichum abscissum, 666 nucleotides. RefSeq lists its product as uncharacterized. Lineage: Eukaryota; Fungi; Ascomycota; Sordariomycetes; Glomerellales; Glomerellaceae. The transcript has 3 exons. The record is from RefSeq and is a predicted model, not a curated record. Bases 1 to 666 code for a protein of 221 amino acids.